This is a messenger RNA of Acanthamoeba castellanii str. Neff, 1833 nucleotides long. RefSeq names its product LIM domain containing protein. NCBI's taxonomy places the organism in Eukaryota, Discosea, Longamoebia, Acanthamoebidae. Gene Ontology annotation, biological process: regulation of small GTPase mediated signal transduction; activation of GTPase activity. Gene Ontology annotation, molecular function: GTPase activator activity. The transcript has 12 exons. The coding region runs from base 1 to 1833 and encodes 610 amino acids. The record is from RefSeq and is a predicted model, not a curated record. Gene Ontology annotation, cellular component: cytoplasm.
AUGAGAAAGAACAGCACGGCGUCCCCGGCGGGCAAGAAGUGCGCCAAGUGCAAGGAGUCGCUCGGGCAGUACGCCGUCACCACCAAGGACGGCAAGAUGUACCACCAGAGCUGCUUCGCCUGCGCCAAGUGCCAGGAGCCCAUGGCCGGCCCCUACGUCGAGGUGCCCCCAGCCCCCGUACUCGGGCCGAAGGGCUUGCUGCCGGUGAGCUCGUCGGCGGAGCCCAGUCGGCUGUGCGAGCAGUGCUACGCGCGGGUGGGCAAGUCGCUGUGCGCCCUGUGCGAGAAGGUCAUCAUCGCCGGCGGCCUCGUCGCGCUGGGCGAGCGCUACCACACCGAGCACUUCGUGUGCACCACCUGCUUCGCGCCCCUCACCGAGGGCUACUUCGAAUACCACGGCAAGCCCUACUGUCGCCUCCACAAGGCGCAGAUGGUGGGGCUCGUGUGCGUGGACUGCAAGGGCGUCAUCACGCAGGGCACGUACGUCACCGCCCUGGAAAGCAAGCACUGGCACACCUCCUGCUUCAAGUGCUCGCGCUGCUCCGUGUCCCUCAACGAGUACUUUGAAAAGGGGGACCAAGUGCUGUGCGGCAAGUGUUCGGGCAUGGGCACUCUAGGCAAGAGGAAGGAGGAGACCAAGGUCGACACCGUCCAGCUCGAGCGCGACUACGCCGCCUGGACCCGCACCUCGGAGAUCAAGGCCUGGCCAACUAAUGCACCGGGCGCUUCCACCAGUCUGCUGUCGACGGGAAGCGGGUGGCCUACUGAGCUCGGGUCGUACGAGGCCGAAUUCCCAUUCGCGCUCACCCGGGAGUCGCUCAACGUCGGCCACCGCUUCUACAAGAAGUACCUCGCCAACCAAGAUCACAGAAACUUCUGUUGCUUCUCGGACCCGCCGGUGGUGAUAUCGAUCGAGAGCAAGACCGACAAGAUCGACGGCUCCCUCUACCUCUACCGCACGCUGGUGAGAACGCACAAGGGCGACGAUCGGUUGCUCGUGCCGAUCUCCAGCAAGAAGCCCUCCAAGAAGAAGCUGUUCGAGUACCUCAAGACGCUCUACCCAGAGCUGAGCGUAAGCGACGUGGUGGAGAACUCGACCCCGGAGCUGGUUGCGAAUCUGUUGGCGUUCGAGGAGAAGCAGCUCCAGCGCAACUUCAAGUUUGGAGUGCUCUACUGCCGGCCCGGGCAGAAGACCGAGGAUGAGAUGUAUGCCAACGUACGCGGUAGUCCGGCGUUUGAGGAGUUUUUGGAGUUUUUGGGAACAAAGAUAGAACUGGCGCAGUGGUCGGGCUACUCUGGUGGACUGGGCACGAAAGAUACAAGCACUGGCACGUUUUCCAUCUUCACGAGGGUCAUCAACAAGUUCGACCUAAUGUUCCACGUCUCCACCUACAUCCCGUUCCACGGCGCCGACGCGCAACAAGUCGAGAGAAAGCGGCAUCUGGGCAACGACGUCGGCUUGAUCAUCUUCAAAGAUGGCGGCAGUGGAGAUGACGGCUUUGAUCCCUUGACCAUCUCUUCGCACUUCAACCACGUCUUUAUCGUCGUCCAGAAGGUGCCCAAUGCGAGCCCCACAUCCUACUCGGUGAGCAUUGUGCACAAGCCGGGCGUGAAGCCCCACAUGCCUUUCCUCCCGUUCCCAGCCACGUUUCGGAAGGGCGAAGACUUCCGCAACUUCCUACUGGCCAAGCUUAUCAAUGGAGGUUUGGCGGCCCUGCACUCGCCCGAGUUCCUGUCUUCGCUGCGGCGCACGCGUAAGGAGCUGCUGGCGGAGGUGAUGAAGAAGCAGUCGCCCCGCCCGGCCCUCAGGGCCUCCCGAGGCGAGAAGCCGUAG